AUGAUUAAUAUAUGGUGCAUGGGUUUUCUUUUUCUCCUUUUCAUCUGGAUUAUUGACAUUGAGUGGCAUUCAAGUCUUCGUUUUCAAAUUGCAAUCCCCUGCCACGUGUUUACGCCGCGUUUCGAAACUCUGAAAAAACCGAUUGCUUCCUCCUCCGGUUAUCCAUAUUCAAUCGUCAGAUCUCAACCAUCCACACCAUAAUCAACCAAAGGAGGAGGAAACAAGAGGGAAUAAUGACGGAUGACAAAGCAGUUGAGGAAGUUGAAAAGAAAGAGAAAAGUCCUACUGCUGCUGCUGGGAAUGAAAAGAAAAAGGGAAAAGGAUUCUUUUCUCGAAUUUGGACUGGAUUCUUUAGGUUUUUUAGGUUACACGGCGAUGAUUUUGAGAAACGCCUUCAGCAUAUUUCUAAAGAGGAAGCUUCUAUUAUUGCUAAAGUCGCCAGGAGAUCGCGAUCAAGGAGGCGCGUGUCCCGCAAUCUCAUUGUAUUUUCUAUUAUAUUUGAGGUCAUUGCUGUAGGUUAUGCUAUUAUGACAACACGAUCUGUGGGUAUCGAUUGGAAAAUGAGGGCAAUCCGGGUUUUACCAAUGUUUCUUUUGCCUGCACUAUCAACUGCUGCUUAUUCAGCAUUUAUCAGCUUCACAAGAAUGUGUGAUCAAAGGGACCAAAAUGUUCUUGAAAAGCUUCGAGCUGAAAGGCAAGCAAAAAUUGACGAGCUCAAAGAAAAAACAAACUAUUACUCCACACAACAGCUUAUUCAGAGAUAUGAUCCAGACCCAGCCGCAAAGGCAGCUGCUGCAACUGUUUUGGCGUCUAAAUUGGGUGCAGAUUCUGGUUUGCAAUGGUACAUGGGUGAGGACUCCAAUCGCAGCGGUGCUUCAACAGGGAAAAGCAAUGAUGUUGAACUUGUGCAGUCCUCUGGACUUCGAAAUCGGAAACAAGCUCAAACUAGAUCCACUGGUACAGGGACAACCUCACCAAAUUUUGCUGAUCAACAAUUAGUAGGUUCAGGUUCAGGUGGAUUCGAUCAAACCCCGGGGUCUGAGUAUAAUCAACAUGUUGUUGUUGAACAUCAACCUCAAAGUUCAAACCCACAAGAUGCAGGAUGGAUUGCAAGAAUUGCAGCGUUGCUUGUGGGUGAGGAUCCAACUCAAUCUUAUGCUCUCAUAUGCGGCAACUGCCACAUGCAUAACGGUCUUGCUCGAAAGGAGGAUUUCCCAUUUAUCACUUAUUACUGCCCGCAUUGCCAAGCGCUGAACAAACCAAAGCAAUUGGACGGUGUCUCCGGCCUUCCUUCCCCUAAUUCGAGGUCUGUGCAAAUGGAAGAACGUAUAUUGGCUCUUCCUUCCCCUAAUGCGGACGGUUCUGUGCAAUUGGACGGACAUAUCUCUGGCCUUCCUUCCCCUAAUGCGGGGUCUGUGCAAUUGGAUGAACACGCCUCGGGCCUUCCUUCUCCCCAAACAGGCGACAGUGACGCAGUUUUAAAUGCUAGUGCUUCUGCUACAGAGAGCACAAUCACAGGCAAUAGUCCCGUAAACGGCAGCCCUGAGAUUGAGGAAGUAUCAGAAAGGACAAGUUUAGAGGAGAAAACUGAUUGAAAUAGCAGCUUCUUUUGGUGAUUUGGGUGUUGGAAUGUCAUGUUUUACCCCUUGUUCCAUGGCAGGAGCUGACUAUAAGGGGAGAAACUAUGCAAUUGGUUUCCUUUGUUGGUUUUGCUACACGAAGAGUGCUGAAAUACUUUGAUACAUAUUGUGAUUUGUUAUACAUAGAUUAGAUGGAUUGCUUGUGAGAUAAGGCAAUUUUGGCUUUUUGGUAUUCUUUAAAACGUGAGAGAAGUUUUGAAAACUGAGUUAUAUCCAUAUUGUGCAUUCCUAUUUCCUACCAUAAUAUCUCCAUUUUUUUUAA
Vicia villosa (hairy vetch) is the source of this 1902-nucleotide messenger RNA. RefSeq lists its product as uncharacterized. Gene Ontology annotation, cellular component: endoplasmic reticulum tubular network. The coding region runs from base 234 to 1595 and encodes 453 amino acids. The record is from RefSeq and is a predicted model, not a curated record. The transcript is spliced from 6 exons. Lineage: Eukaryota; Viridiplantae; Streptophyta; Magnoliopsida; Fabales; Fabaceae. Gene Ontology annotation, biological process: endoplasmic reticulum tubular network organization.